CAAAACAAAACCCUCUCAUACUAAUCCCCUACGGCUCCACCCCAUCCCAUUGGCCACCGCUUGCCCAACUCGAAACCCUCAUCAUCCGACCCUCCACGGCAACACCAUUCCGAAAUCCCCGCCCCACCCUUCCGCCAUCCCAAAGCCCAACCCCAACCCACCGAGCCUAAAAUCCCCACCCAUAUGGGCUCCACGAGUCCAGAAUCCUACUCCCACUGUCGAUUUGUCGAAACCACACCCAUCUGUAUUGACUAUAUAUACCCUUAAGGUAAGUCAAUCCAAUAAAUCCCCAAAUAUUCUGCGUUUUGACAUUAAUUCCACUCAAUUGGAAGUUUCUCUCAGAAACCCAAGAAAAGCUUACUCUUCAUCAAUGGCUUCCUUCUUCAUUUUCUCUCUCCUCCUCUUGCUCAACUUCUCCAGCACUGUAACUUCCUCCAUUGCAACGAACUUCACAACCUUCGAAACAUCAUCGCCGUCACCAUUACCAUCACUGCCGCCUCUUCCGUCGGUCUCAGUCAUCCAAGAAACAACCCAGCUCAACUCAAUCAGAGAUUCAAUCGUCGGAGCUGGAGAUUUCAGCAACUGGGUUGAACUUCUAGCAGCGGCUGACCCCUCCAUUUUCCCUCUUACAGCCACCCUCUUCGUCCCAGUUGACGGCGCUUUUCUUGCCGGAAACUCUACUUCUCCGGCCACUUCCACCGACCCUCUCCUCAUUUCAUACCACAUUGUUCACCGCCGCUUUACUUUCUCCGAGCUCCGGCAGUGUCCAAUUGGAACUCGCCUUCCAACUCUUCUCCCCGGAAAAACUCUGCUUAUUACCAACAAUUCCGCCGGCAAUUUCUCCGUCAAUGAUGCCCUAAUCACUCAUCCCGACCUCUUUCAAAGCUCUGCCGUUUCCGUUCACGGUAUCGGGGCUAUUCUUGACUAUGAUGCUUUCGGGAAUGAUUCAUCCUCGCCGGAAAAUUUUCUGGGUCAGGACCCCUCGUCGGAAAAUAAGCUCGGAGAAAUCCCGUCGCCGCUGAUGGUCUCUACUUCCGUUCGAGCUACCUUAGCAUGGCUCUUUCACCUUUUUCUCUUGAUUGUUCUGUUCAUGAUUAUGGAUGAUAACCCUGUUUUGGAGUAUUGCUUCUUUGACUUGUUUUCAAUGAUGAUGUUCUUCGCGUUUUCAGCUUUUGGGGGUUUCGUGUGGUGGGCUUGGUGCAAUUGGCGGCAGGUACGGGCUUGAUACUGGAUUACUGGGUUUCUGUCAAUUUUGCAAGAUUUGAAUGUUGUUCUUGCUGAUGUUGAUAUGUUGUAUUUUCUGGAUCGGAGAAGCAAACACUACUGUUUUCAUUGUUUAGCUAGUUUGUAAAUUUAGUAUUGAAGUUGUAUAUUCUGGCAGAGAAUUCUUAAUAAGUCGAUUAAAUCAAUCUUUAGUGUAUUCAUUGUUUUGCUAUUUUGUAAAUUUAGCUUUGAAGUUGUAUAAUCUGGCAGAGAAUUCUUUCUUUGUAAUAAGUAGAUUAAAUCAAUCUUUAGUGUAUUCAUUUUUUUUUUUGUAAUAAAUCAAUCUUCAGUGGAAUAUAUACCCUUUUACAAGUUACAUCUGUUGUUGAAUUCAAAAUUUUACUUUUUGCAAAUGUGUUGUUUGAUUAAAUUUGUGUGAGUUUGAAUGGGGUGAUCCUACUGAGAUAAAACAACUGAUUAGUUAGUAUACUAAUUGGGGUGAGGUUGAGAAAUGGGAAUUGGGGCUUUGUUAGCGGUAGUUUGAUUACUAGAUUUUCUGAUGUGAUUAGUUUUAAGGGAAGGGUUUGUGCUGUUGAUUUUACUUGUAACUUGCAUUCUGUUGAUUACAAAACAUUGAAGGUUAAUAAGACGGUUACUGUGAAAUUGCCCGGUCCUGAUUCAUGGAAUCGGAAAAGAUUGGUGGCAAAUGAGGGGAAACUCUGGUUAGUAACUUAAUAGGUCUUGUAAUGGUGAUGAUGAUAAGAAUUCUAUGUUGGAAAAGAAUCAAUUUAAGGUAUACCGUGUGGGUGAGUUGCAUAAGGAAUCGGUGAUGGAAACAAGUUUGCGAGGUUGGUCACUUUUUGUUAGUCUACAUUGGUGCUUUAUUGUCUGUGCUCAAGAGCUUAAUAUACGCGAGUAU
Chenopodium quinoa (quinoa) is the source of this 2122-nucleotide messenger RNA. RefSeq lists its product as uncharacterized. The transcript has a single exon. The record is from RefSeq and is a predicted model, not a curated record. Bases 371 to 1225 code for a protein of 284 amino acids. Lineage: Eukaryota; Viridiplantae; Streptophyta; Magnoliopsida; Caryophyllales; Amaranthaceae.